Messenger RNA from Cololabis saira (Pacific saury), 2180 nucleotides. RefSeq names its product CCR4-NOT transcription complex subunit 2-like. The coding region runs from base 94 to 1689 and encodes 531 amino acids. The transcript is spliced from 15 exons. Gene Ontology annotation, cellular component: P-body; CCR4-NOT core complex. Lineage: Eukaryota; Metazoa; Chordata; Actinopteri; Beloniformes; Belonidae. The record is from RefSeq and is a predicted model, not a curated record. Gene Ontology annotation, biological process: regulation of DNA-templated transcription; nuclear-transcribed mRNA poly(A) tail shortening; regulation of stem cell population maintenance.
GGGGUCAGAGGUGAGCCCCGCGCAUGCGCCGUGCUGGCGGAAGUCGGCCAUCUUGGCGGCGGCGGGUUUGAUGUUGAUGCGGUGACACGCGGCAUGUUUGGUGCUAACAGGAAGAAGUUCAUGGAGGGGCUGGACAGCGACUACCCGGACGACUCCAGCCUCUACUACAGCCAGCAGUCCAUAUUCCCCCCCCACCGGCCCGACAAAGACAUGUUGGCGUCGUCCUCCUCCUCCACCAGUCAGCUGUCCCAGCUGGGAGCCAGUUUAUACGGACCCCAGAGUUCCCUGGGUUUCCCCAUGCGGGGCUUGAACAGUUCCACGGCGCCACAGCUGAGUCGGACCGGGCUGAAUCCGUCGGCCGGGCCUCUCUCCAGUCACAGCAGCACUCCCAACUCCGGCAGCAUGCACACGUCGUCCUCGCCCAGCAGGAGCAUCAUGUCCAUGAGCAGCCGCUCCGUGCUGAACCACAACCAGCAGGUGGGGGGGGCCCACGGGCCAGACGGGCCUGGGGGGGGGACCGGGGGGGGCCGGGGCGGCAUGGGCAGCCCCAGCAGGGCGUCGCCCUCCAUCAUCGGCAUGCCCAAGCAGCAGCAGCCGCGGCAGCCCUUCACCAUCAACAGCAUGUCAGGGUUCGGGGUGAACAGGAAUCCAGGUUUCAACAUGAACAACUCUUUAUCCAGCAACAUCUUCAACGGCACAGACGGCAGCGAGAACGUGACGGGGUUGGACCUGUCCGACUUCCCGGCGCUGGCUGACCGGAGUCGGAGAGACGGAGGAUCCAACCCCACGCCGCUGCUCAACCCGCUGGCCGGCCGAGCACCUUACGUUGGCAUGGUAACCAAACCGUCCAGUGAGCAGUCGCAGGACUUCUCCAUCCACAACGAGGACUUCCCAGCUCUUCCUGGUCCCAACUACCAGAGCAAAGACCCCAGCAGCAGCAGCAGCACCACCGACGACAGUAAAACGAACCUGAACUCCUCAGGAAAAUCCACCUCCAGCUCAGACGGACCCAAGUUUCCCGGGGACAAGAGCUCGGCGCCCAGCAACAACAACCAGCAGAAAAAAGGGAUUCAGGUGCUUCCUGACGGGCGUGUGACCAACAUCCCCAUCGGCAUGGUAACGGACCAGUUCGGGAUGAUCGGCUUGUUGACGUUCAUCCGGGCGGCAGAGACGGACCCGGGGAUGGUUCACCUGGCGCUGGGGUCGGACCUGACGACGCUGGGGCUGAACCUCAACUCACCUGAGAACCUCUACCCCAAGUUUUCGUCUCCCUGGGCGUCGGCGCCGUGUCGGCCGCAGGACAUCGACUUCCACGUCCCCUCAGAGUAUUUAACCAACAUCCACAUCAGGGACAAGCUGGCAGCCAUCAAGCUGUCCCGGUACGGGGAGGACCUGCUGUUCUACCUCUACUACAUGAACGGAGGAGACCUGCUGCAGCUGCUGGCCGCCGUAGAACUGUUCAACCGGGACUGGCGGUACCACAAAGAGGAGCGGGUCUGGAUCACGCGGGCCCCGGGGAUGGAGCCGUCGCUGAAGACCAACGCCUACGAGAGGGGGACGUACUACUUCUUUGACUGUCUCAACUGGAGGAAGGUGGCCAAGGAGUUCCAUCUGGAGUACGACAAGCUAGAAGAGCGACCUCACGUUCCCUCCACCUUCAACUACAACCCCGCCCAGCAGGCCUUCUGAUUGGUCCUCCCGCCUGCCUGUCGCCGCUGGCCCCGCCCCCUCCGGAGGCCCCGCCCCCCUGAAUCUGGCCGUGAGGACUCAGCAGGACGAGGACACGCCCCCCCCCCCCCGACCCGGUCCUCGUCUCUGAGAGACUUUCUCAUUUUAACUUUGAUUUGUCCCCAUCAUCUCUUUUUUACCCCCCAUUACCUCCAUCCCCCCUCGUUAGCGCCGCCGCGGCUACCGAAUAAAUGUCCAUCCGGCUCCGGCUCUCCGGUUCUACCACACUAUUUUUGUUUAGAGAAGCUUUUAAAAGAACCAGAUUUUACCAGAACCAGGACUGGGACCCGCGGCAGGAUGGACGGUUAUUCCUUUAAACGUUUCUCUGAGCGUAACGGCGCUGGAGCGGCGUUAGCGGCAACGGAGCGGCGGCGUUAGCGGCGUGGCGGCGUCGCAGGUCACAAGCAAAUGUACAUUGUAGCACUAUUUCAUAAUAAAAGCAGAUAAAAGAA